This is a messenger RNA of Melanaphis sacchari, 393 nucleotides long. RefSeq names its product putative ATP synthase subunit f, mitochondrial. The record is from RefSeq and is a predicted model, not a curated record. The transcript is spliced from 2 exons. Gene Ontology annotation, molecular function: proton-transporting ATP synthase activity, rotational mechanism. Gene Ontology annotation, biological process: proton motive force-driven mitochondrial ATP synthesis. The coding region runs from base 1 to 393 and encodes 130 amino acids. Lineage: Eukaryota; Metazoa; Arthropoda; Insecta; Hemiptera; Aphididae.
AUGGCAUUAAGAUCUGUCAAGACCGUGGCAAAGAACUUUCAAGAUCGUCGUGCAGCAUCGUUCAAGAUCAGUGGCAUCGGUGACUAUCCUGAUGAAUACAAUCCUAAAGUGCACGGACCGUACGAUCCGGCCCGUUUUUACGGUACACCCGACAAGCCGUUUUCGCAACUUAAACUCUGCGAGGUUACUAAUUGGGUGAAGUGUCGCAAUAAAUCGCCAAAAUCAAUCGCUGGAUUAUUUUCACGCGCUUAUUGGAGGUGGUCACACCAAUAUGUACAACCGAAACGUUCAACAGUUGCUCCGUUAAUUCAUAGUAUUGUCGGUAUGAUGUUAAUAUUUUACAUCAUCAACUAUGGCAAAAUUAUCCGUGGACGUAAUUACAAAUACCACUAA